AUGUCACCGAGCCCACUUAUCGCUCUAAUAUCCUCAACAUGUAGUCAGAAGCAUGCCACGAACCGUGGCUUCAAAUCAUUAGCACAUCUCAUCUAUCCAUUCACAACACACGAGUGCAGUCUCAGGGAACCAGUGGAGAAUUCGAAAGUAUCACAUAAAAUUCAGUUGGACAUUCGAGAUAUCGGAAGUGAUGGGCAUUUACUGACACUUUCAGUCCUUCCUUAUGUUCUCAUACAGGCUCUCAAAAACUGUACAGACGUCACGCAGUCCAUCAAACUGUUUCGCGAUGUGUUAUCGAGAUGGGCGGAGCCAUCGGAGCACGAAUCCUUCGGCCAUUACCUCGCAUGUAUAUUUGUUGUAUCCACACAAGACGAGAAUCCAAUGGGAGAAUUGAGCAAAAUGAUUCAAACUCAGCAGACAUUAUAUAAUAGCACCUCUACACUAAUGAUACCAGGUCAUUGCUCUGCACCGAAAUGGUCGGCGCCGCAUGCCAAAACGCCACGUCACUAUAUUCUCCUUCACGAUUCACGAUGCCCGCGAGGAAGCAGCGAACGACGGGAUGAGGUUUUGAAGCAGAUGUGUGCCACAUAUGGCAAUGAUAAUUGUCAGGUUCUGCAGUUAGAUUCAGAUAGUGUAUCCCCUGAUAUGAAUGGAGUGUGGAAUGAAAUCGAUGAAUUCAAUGAUAUCCUAGAGAAAGGCCUAGAAGAGGCACACAAACAUUCCAGUGACUCCAUUCCAAACACUCCGGGUAUCAAGAACACUCCUCUGAAUUCUCCAACGUCUCUCGUCUCCACUAUUUCCUCUUCAAUGUCGGUUGGAUCCGUUUCACCAAAUAGUCAAGCAGCUAUUCAAAGCAACCCGAUUAUUUGGAAGUCUAGUUCAAAAAUCGUAUCUUCUCAAGACGCUCAAAACGUUCAAAAAGUGUUAUCCAGAUUUUUGAGCAACUGUCUAGCUCCAUAUGUCGAACAGGAGAUUCGUACGCUUUAUGAGAAUGCAGGACAGAAAAAGUCAAUAUCAAAAUCGGUUGCAUCAGUGACAAUGGGAUUUAGUAAAUGGCUGCGGACAGGAAGCUCGUCGAAUAAUCUAGCAACACCAAUCACUUAUUCGUGGGAGAGUCUGGAGAUGCAGAAAAGGAGAUUAGCCGAUCUUUUCAUGAUGUUCGGUCUUCCUGGAGCCGCCUAUGAUCAGUAUCAUCCACUGAAGAAAGAUUUAGAAGCAGACAAAGCGAUGGCAGCACACGCGAUGGCUCUGGAAAUGUGUGCAUUGGCUUUGCAUAGUGCUCAGCCUCACUUGAAUGCGAAACAAUUUCCAAUUCGAUAUCUGGAUCCGCCAGUCAAGUUGCUCGUUGAACAUGCAAAAAAGUACCCAUCCGUCCUUCGAUGUGCUUUCCAUAUGGCCGAGAUUUAUGCGGAUCUCGGACUGCACAAGGAAGCAGCAGCCACACUAUCCCAACUCAGUGCACUAGAUGCUGAUCAUUUGGUUGCGGUGGCACAGACACUGGCAGCUGAGCAAUACGAGAAAUCUGGAAUGUUGAGGAAAGCGUCGUUUCAUCGAGUACUAGCCGCUAAUCGAUUCUCGAAUGCUGGAAUUCCCGCGUUGUCUUUUGAUUGCUAUCGUCUUGCUCUUCCCGCAUUCGAUCAAAAGCAUUGGGGAGUUCUUGACGAGCAUCUUGCAGUCCGACUUCUGCAAGAAGGCGAGAAGGCUAAUGUGAUGACACAGGAAAUCGCUUCAGAAUGCAUCCGACGUCUAGUAUCAGUGUGUCCGAAGCUCCCACCAUCUCAACAAUCGGAUCGUCUGAAAGUCCUGGUACACGCUUUAACGACAUAUUUCCCACAAAGAACGGAUUUACCAUUGAAUAUUCCAAAAGUUGAGAUGGAAACAAUAAAAGUGAUUUAUGGAGAGCGUCCACUAUGGAAUGAUAUCGAUGAGAAUGAGCAUCAAAGUGUUACACCUGAUGGAUGGAUUACUGUAGAACGUGCUGCUCAUCAUGCACUUUAUGGUGCCAGUGCUCCGUUUCGUGGAAUGCAAAUGGUCUCCGAUGAGCACUCGGAUAAUCAAAAAGUUCGAGAUACACCAGCCAACGAACGUUUCCGAGUGAUGGUUGAUCUAACAAACCCACUAAAAAUUCCAAUUGACCUACAUAAUGUAAGGCUGUCAGUUUUAGAUUCCCAGUUUCAAGAUGCUGGUGUGCUGGUCCCCGAACUCGGUACCCUACCUCAUCUACACUUGGAACCUGAGGAAACCAAAACAAUCGAGUUGUAUGUGUUCCCUAGAAGUGGAUGUUUGAAAUUUCGAGUGGAUGGAUUGAUGUUUCAAUUGACUGUGGAUGAUAAAACAGUAGAAACAAGAGUAGUGUUGGAAUGUCGAGGGAAGAGACUGAAUAAGACAGCCAAGCAGCAAAAAUCAAAAGUCUACACAAGCGACGAGCGUCUCUCUGCGUCAGUGGCUCAGAAGCCAUGGCCUCUCAUCGAAUUCCGUGCUCUAAAGGCACCGCACAAAUGGUCGUAUUGUGAUCAAGCGCAACGGUAUCAGUUGGAAAUUGAGAAUAUUGGACAGGAAGAUGUGAUGACUAUGUGCUUGGCAACGAAUGCAUUCGAUCGAGUGGCUGCUGGAAAUCUGGGAGAAGAUAGUGACAAAAUGGAGGAGUUGAAAUUGGAGUUAGCUGCUAAUAAUUCAAAAGUUGCCACGUUUCAAUUCAAAUCUCCUGCUCCUGAAGAACCAUACUUGAAUAUCGGGCAGAAGAAACGGAUCUUCUUUGACAUUCGCAGCUGUGACGAGCCUUCCGGGUCAGUAGUGACUCCACAAUCUACAGUAAUCCUCAUUGCGUAUCGUAGUGCUUCUGGAACGAUGCGUCAGUGGAGACGUGUAAUCGAUGGAGAACGUAGACGUUUGAUUCAGUUGACUUCCGAAAUUCUCGACGCCGAUUCUGGAUGUUUUGCGAUUCACCUCAAAAAUUGUGUAGUUUCUAGUCAAGCCGCAUUGUCGAGAGUGGAAAUUCUGAGGAUUCGAACUACAAAAAAUGAGAUUUCCUCUGCAAAAUCCGCAGAAGCGGAGGUUCCUAAAUCAAUCCAACUAGCGUCGGUCUCACGAAAAGUAGAGGUUGAAUCCGAACAGACAGAUACCAUAGUCGCUCGUCUUGUUCCCAGUCCUUCUCCAUCUGAACAAGUUUGGUUGUCAGGCACAACCAAUCAGAUGGCGCCUAAAUGGCCGUGUCCAGCUGAAAUCGUUUCCAAUAUGGAUGAUGAUUCAUUGAUUCGUGUGCCAGAAAAGAUUGGAGUGCUUUGGAAAGCGAAUAUUGUCAAUAAUGAGGGAAUGGUAACUUCCUUCAUCGGCGAAUCAUUUCUCGAUGACCCAUUCGCACGGAAAGCUGCCGAAGCGUCAGCUGAUAAUUUAGGAGCCCUUCAAAUCACAUGCGAAACCAGUGCCAAAGACAUCUCUCACAACUUCAUCGAAUCGCGAGUCUGCCAAAUUCCCAUCACGAUUCGCAUCCAGAACAAGCAUCCUGAUCGUCGCGCCGUCAAUGUCACUAUCAAGAAUUCGCCUAAAGUCCGAGAAGCCGUCGACGGUGUUCAUCUCGUUGCUCCAGAAUGUCGUCAGCAGAUGUGGUUAGAUCGCCCGAUACGGAAGUGCCAUGUGCAACCGGGUGCCGUUGCUGUUGUGGAACUGAAUUGGAAAAUCACACAUGCAGCGGUUUAUGACAUAGGAGGACCGAAUUUGAGUGUUGAAGCCAUUUUUGAGAACGACAGUCAGGAAGCUGUGGUUUUUAAGGUUCCGAGUGUGCUGUCGGUCGUCAAAUCGUCACCAUACACAGUUGUCUGA
This is a messenger RNA of Caenorhabditis briggsae, 3819 nucleotides long. Gene Ontology annotation, cellular component: phagophore assembly site; TRAPPIII protein complex; cytoplasmic vesicle. The coding region runs from base 1 to 3819 and encodes 1272 amino acids. NCBI's taxonomy places the organism in Eukaryota, Metazoa, Nematoda, Chromadorea, Rhabditida, Rhabditidae. The transcript is spliced from 8 exons. The record is from RefSeq and is a predicted model, not a curated record. Gene Ontology annotation, biological process: protein localization to phagophore assembly site; endoplasmic reticulum to Golgi vesicle-mediated transport.